ACGAUUUUUGUGAUGAUCGUCUUAAAUUUUCGCGACGACACAUGCGCAGAGGCAAAAAGCUUUUCGUUCGGACGAAAUUUUUGACGAUUUUGAUUCUGACGAAAAGUUUAAACUGUUUUAACUUUUCGUCAAGCGCUUUACGAUCGUCAAAAUUUUAGCCAAUCAAAUAUCAGAGAUGAGUAAACACUGCACAUGGCCAACCUAGCAGUUCAUAUUAAUGAUUUCAACAUGGCUACUAGUAACGAAGAAACAACAGAAGUUGAGUUAAUUAUUACAGAGCUUCCACACUCAUCAGAAGUGGACAGUCAGUCUCAAAAGUCCAAUUUUUCUGUGGAAGGCAAUACCUUUGACAAAGAAAUGUUUCUCCAAGCAUUAAGAGAAUAUAAAUGCUUGUGGGAUACCAGUGAUCCCAAUUACAAAAAUCGUAAUAUGAAAGUGAAUGCAUGGAAUGCAUUGUCAUCAUUGUUUAAUCAAGAAGUGGCAUUCCUACAGAAAAUUUAUAAAAAUCUAAAAGAUUCUUUAAAGAAAUGCCUGGACAAAAGAAGGGCCAUGACCAGAUCAGGUGCUCCUGCAGGAUGUCUACCUACAUGCAAAUAUUUUGAAGUGAUGCGUUUUCUUCAUGAGAAAACUUCCAAUUUGCCAACUCAUAGCAAUGUUGACAUAUCACCUGCAGCAUGCAGCCAUGUAAUUGAAACUGGUAAUUUUGAGGAUCAAUCAGAUGCUUUUUCCCCUGCUAUAUCAACUUCUUCCACAUCACCAUUUCAACCGAUAUCUUGCUCUAUGUCACCAUUAUCGGUACCUGCAAGUCCGUGUACUCUAACAACACCGACACCUGAAAGACCUAUUGAUGAAAAUACUUCAAAAAAGCUUAAAAGACCUUCAUCUGAAAAAAGUACUUAUGACCCAUUUUUGCAACAAAUCAAGCAAAUGGAUGAUCAACUAAUCAAAAUUGUUAACAAAGAGUCUGCGGAUGAUGAGGCUACAGCAUUUUGCAUGAGUCUUGUACCUGUGCUGAAAGACUUUGAUAAAAAAAAGCUAAGAUUAGCAAAAAUUAAAAUUCAACAACUUUUAUUUGACGUAGAAUUUGAUGAUCAAUGAGAUAAAAUAUGCAUUCAGUUUUUAACAAUAUAACAAUUUUGGUAUUUACAUAUUCUUAAGAUUUUUCCUUUUUUAAACAUGAAUUUUAUUUCUGUGUUGGUGACCUCAAAACAAGCAUAAUAGGUCUGACAAAUUUGUUUGAAAAUAAUAUUUCACAUGUGGUGGGAAUCAUGAGAAUUCAUUACAUAAUAAAAGUGAUUAAACAUUGCUUUGAAUUGAUUACAAUUUACCUUGAACUUUUUCUUGGGUUUGAAAAAAUCAAUUUACUAAACUAAUUUUAACAUUUUGAUGAAUUCUCUUUUCUCAUCAUAUAUAAAAAACCUGUAUGCUUACAUAAAUAGACUAUAUAGAAUAUUGUUAAUUAAUGAAUAACAUUGUAUAUGUGAUAAUUGAUAUUCUGUUGCUUAGCCAAAUAAUGACAUUCCUGUAAAGCUUAACAAUUAUCUACAUUUUAUGUUAUUCAUUAGUUGUUUCCAAGUCCUAUUAAAAAACGAGAAUCAAUUUA
This is a messenger RNA of Xenia sp. Carnegie-2017, 1603 nucleotides long. RefSeq lists its product as uncharacterized. The transcript is spliced from 2 exons. Gene Ontology annotation, cellular component: nucleus; transcription regulator complex. Bases 193 to 1098 code for a protein of 301 amino acids. Gene Ontology annotation, biological process: regulation of transcription by RNA polymerase II. The record is from RefSeq and is a predicted model, not a curated record. Gene Ontology annotation, molecular function: DNA binding. Lineage: Eukaryota; Metazoa; Cnidaria; Anthozoa; Malacalcyonacea; Xeniidae.